AGUAAAUAGCAACAAGCAAAACUACAUUUCAACGACAAUAAGACGGCAUGAUACGAGUAAUUGUUCAACUGAUGUUGUUGGCGUUGUACACAGAAGGAUCACUACAGUACAAGUCAGCAGAACACAAAACCCCAACCACAUUCAACACAUCAUGUGACCUGAUCAUACUCUCAACAAAGAACUUAGUCUUUACGCAAGGCUGGGAGGGGGAUAUUGUAUUUUUAGCGGCCACUAAAGAAGUCCUCACGAUAGGGCUGCAUCCGGAAAGUGCCAGCUUGGCUAUCAAGAAUGAUGUGUUUCUAGGAGAUAAAGAAGAGUGGGAUUUUCAGUGGGUGGAACAGGUGUUUUAUCCAAACCGUGAUGUUAAUGCUCAAUGGGAGACAACCGUUAGCUUCACUGAUGACGAGCUAGUGGUUACGUGUGAAGGGCAGACUCUAAAGAUUUUAGCUGAGAUCCCGUAUACUGAAUUAACGGGCGAUAAAGAUACGUUUCUGGCCAGCAUUGAUUCAAUCUCUUUUAUUCUGGAGGGGGAUAAACCUGUGGCUAGUAGAAUCUAUUACACCCUCAGUUGUAAAGAAUCAUGCGCUGCAGGACAACGUUUUGAUCAGAGUAACGGCUGUGUGGAAUGUCCGGAAGAUACGUGGAGUGUUGCUGGAAAUAAAAGUCCAUCUUGUACAGACUGUCCAGAAGGAAAAGGUGUUGCAGCUGGGCAGGGAAAACAUUUAAAUGACUGCACAUGGAAAUCAUGUGCUGCAGGACAACGUCUUGACCAGGUUGACGGUUGUGUCAACUGCCCGGAUAAUCAGUGGAGCUCGGAUGGAAAUAACGCAGCUACUUGCCAGAUAUGUCCUUCAGGGAAAGUGGUGGCAGCUGGAGAAGGGAGAAAGGAAAGUGAUUGUGCUUGGGAGCCAUGUGAUGCUGGACAAUUCCUUCAUCAGAGUAUCGGCUGUGUGGAAUGUCCAGAAGAUACGUGGAGUGUUGCUGGAAAUACAAGUCCAUCUUGUACAGCCUGUCCAGAAGGAAAAGGAGUUGCAGCUGGAGAAGGGAAAAAAGAAAGUGAUUGUGCUUUCCCGUGUUCCAACCUGGGUUCAGUUUGGGAUAACGUCGUAAAAGAUUUCUCACUGCCGAUAGAACACGGCCAAUCAGUGGAGUUCAAAUGUGAUCGGAAAUAUGUCAACAUGGGGGAUAAAACUGCAACAUGCAGUGACGGAUCACUACAACCCGAACCAAACUGUAGAAAAACAAGUUAGAAAAUUAAAGAUUUUAGUUUUCACAUUCUUACGAGUGGUAACGAUCAAAAGACCAUUAUAAUUUUUGUAUAACCAUCAAUAAACCAUGGUUAUAUUUUACAAUUUAAGAGAAAGAAAAACGUGUUUUGUGUGAAAAUCAUAUUGUAGGGAUAUGAUUUUCACACAAAUUAACAGUGUGUUAUUUAAUAUUUAUCUUACAUUUUCAGUAAACUUUGGAUCAUGGAAAAUUUGAUAUGAUCUAGUGAUAACAUAUGAUCAGUCCGUCUUACAAUUAACAUUUUACGUUUUAGGUUAGUAUUGGUAGUAAGAACUGCUGCAGCUGUUAAAUGCAGUCAGCACCAUCUCAAUCUUUAUGAUCUGUUCGUCCAACAAGGAUUCUAGUACACAGUAAAGAAAUUGUUGGAGUGAAAAUCUUGCAUGAGAUGGUCACUGGCAUUUGCAUUCCUGUGAAGUCAUUUGGGCUGGACAGAUUUGGUGUAGGGGCAUAAACGCUUAAACUCUUAUAGUAGGCGUAUCUUACAAUUAGUAGGCAUAUCUUACAAUUCAUCGGGGAUCACAACAAAAAUGUAGUAUCAUGCUAAAAUGACAAGUUUGUGACGGUUCAUGAUGACAGUUCUCACUCGAGAAAACUGUCAAUAUUUAGAUGUCGUAUUAUCAAGUGUAACACCCUCCUGAAACUAACUUCAUAAAACGGGUCACGUGACUAAACACAGGUCUGUAUUAAUCACGGCAGGUAAUAUAACCAGGUUAAUAUAGUUCUACAUUCUUUUCUAAUGGUGAUCACAGCUGGAGGCUACUCAACGAAUUGUUGCAUCUUCAAACAGUCUCCAUCUCACUUUUUAUCCAACUGUCUGGUGAUUAUCAUGGCCAAUAACUCUACUGGUUCCUUCGCUUUCUCAGCUCAAGAGGUGAAAGAUAGGAAGCUACGGAUGGGGGUAAGAUGACUACCCUUAAUGAAUCAAUUAAUUUUCGUACCACUUUAAUCGCACCAACAUGAACAUGUCUUGUGAACUUGACCAACUGAAAGCAACUCACGAAACGCUCAGACUACAGAAGAGAGCUAUCGACCGAGAAACCGAGGAUACCAGAACCAAAACGAACGAAGAAAAACGAGUAGCUGAGGCUGAGAUCGAGAAGCUACAGCUGGACCUGGAAUCUUUAAAGGAGGAAACAGCAGCUUUAAGUGAGAAGAACAAGACCCUGGAAACCACCGUUACCAGCCUCAAUGAGGAACAUACGCUCAAGAGGAAGAGUCAGGAGGAGGAUUACGACGUUCAGAGACGCUCCAAACAGAAGUUGCAGUUCCAAGAAGCUAAACUGUGCACAAGGAAAGUGAACAUUGAGAAGAAGUGUGACCCAGUGGAGGUACACAGACUCCAGAUCCAGGAGCUUGAGAAGGAAGUGGAGCAUAACACAAACGAACGAGAGGAGGUGAAGAAGAUCUAUGAAACUGAGAUGAACAAAGUGGACAACAUUCUUGCUAAACUGAAGUUCCAGAAGAAGACUUGGGAAAAUAAAGUUCAGGCAGCAAGAGAACAGCUACUGAAACUGAACGCUAACUGUAUCAAUGUCAGGGAAUCCUCCAGAAAGGAACUGUUCGAGAAAGAUCUGCUGCUUCAACGAUUGGUUUUGGAUACUGAUAGGUGCCUAAAGUCUAUCCCUGAACUAGAGGCGAGUAUGGCAAUUCUUGAGAAAAUGGUCAAAGAAUAGACGCUAUUACUUAUAUUUAAAUGGUUGUGAUUUAAAGAUACAAUAUAGAUUUUAUGAGCAGGCAGGAAUUAAAUUUUAUGAAAUCUUUUCAGUAGUCCGUUUUAUGUUAUACAGUUUCAGCUUUUAUUUUCACGACUAUGCAGUAUACAUGAUAUAAUAUAUUCACUUUAGUUUUGUGAUUUGUGUCCCUGAUGAUUGAUUGAUUAUUCAUACAUGAAACUUAGAGUUGGAU
This is a messenger RNA of Bolinopsis microptera, 3192 nucleotides long. RefSeq lists its product as uncharacterized. NCBI's taxonomy places the organism in Eukaryota, Metazoa, Ctenophora, Tentaculata, Lobata, Bolinopsidae. The coding region runs from base 48 to 1250 and encodes 400 amino acids. The transcript is spliced from 9 exons. The record is from RefSeq and is a predicted model, not a curated record.